UGGAGAACUCGAUUAAAUCCCAUCCAUCCGAUCGCUGGUCAGAGAGGCGCCGACCCGCGACCAGCCCCAUCUCACUCAGUUCUGCAAGUAUCCUGUGCUGCCAUCUACCGGUCUCUAAGAAGCAUAGACCUCCCCCAGUUACAUUUGCUGUGGGGGGGCAGGGGGGGAGGUGGAAAGAGAGAAAAGGGCCCGAGCGCUAAAGUCUCAUACCAAUGGUGGGGGGAGGAGAGUUUGUAAAUUUAAGUGGGAUAACAAAACAUGCGGGAAAAAAAAGCCAUGGGUCAGUCUCUGACCCCCCCCCCGUUGGUAUGCGACUGUAUUAAAUUGCAGACCAUGAGUAAUUCUCUACAUCUGUACAAGGCAAAGGCCCUACUUUUCUCCAACAAUCGUAGUCCCUCCUAACUCCUAAUUCUGUAUCAACAGUUAUAAAUUUCAGACCUCCUUGCUGACCUACCUUAGCAGGUACAGAUCUGACUCCUACUACCUAUCCCUGAACCCAGACCCAUCCGCACAGCGUAAACUUCAGAAAAAAUUUAAUCCCACACACUUGAAACCCCACUGCCCAGACUCUCCCAUUUUCACAGACACCCGAGAUUCCUUGCACUACCUUGCAAACCCUACAGACCUACCCCAUUAGGGCAGACGCUUGCGCCAACCCAGACGUUUCUACAAAAAGGCUGAAGUUCCUCAGGCAGCUCACACCAGUGCGGAAGCGUCAACAUAGCUCCACUGCUCCACUGGAUUCAGAUCCCUCAGACUGGCGCUUUUUUCCUGGCCCUGGUUCCUACCCACGCCCGGAUCAGGUCAGGUUUGGCUAGCAGCCAGCUGGCCGAAGCCCCGCCCCUCUAGACCUGUCAUCACAGAAGCCGCACGUGGCCGGGGUGGGACCUCAGGCGACCUGCAGCCAUCACUUUGUCUCCGCCGUCAUCCAUUGGGGCCGCCGCCGCCAAUCAGAGCCAGCGGAUCCAGGCUGCAGCGCGAUCGCCCGGGGUCCAGCUGAGCCCAGGAGCUGCACGGAAUGGUGGCAGUCAUCUUGCCAGUGCAGCGGGCAUGGACCAGACUGCAAGCUAGGGAAGCAAGGCAUCAGUCAGGAAGAGGGGACACACAGCCAGGCUUGAGGCCUCUUCAUCGGGGCCCCUGCCCCACCAAGCGAAGGCUGCUUCCUGCUGGAGAAGCCCCAGAUGUCAGCUCUGAGGAUGAGGGGCCAGCCCCUCGGAGGCGCCGGGGAACCCUGGGCCACCCUCCUGCUGCCAACAGUUCUGAUGCCAAAGCCACACCCUUCUGGAGCCACCUGUUUCCUGGGCCCAAGGAGCCUGUUUUGGACCCAACAGACUGCAGUCCCAUGGGGCGGAGGCUGAAAGGUACCCGUCGUCUGAAACUAAGCUCCCUUCGAAGUCUCCGGAAGGGACCAGGCCUGCUGAGCCCCCCCAGUGCCUCCCCCAUUCCUACCCCUGCUGUCAGCCGUACCCUGCUGGGCAACUUUGAGGAAUCAUUGCUGCGAGGACGCUUUGCACCAUCUGGCCACAUUGAGGGUUUCACAGCAGAGAUUGGAGCUAGUGGAUCCUACUGCCCCCAGCAUGUCACGCUGCCUGUCACUGUCACCUUCUUUGAUGUUUCUGAGCAAAAUGCCCCGGCCCCCUUCCUGGGCGUCGUGGACCUGAACCCCCUGGGGAGGAAGGGUUACAGUGUGCCCAAAGUGGGCACCGUCCAAGUGACCUUAUUUAACCCCAAUCAGACUGUGGUGAAGAUGUUCCUCGUGACCUUUGACUUCUCCGACAUGCCUGCUGCCCAUAUGACCUUCUUGCGCCAUCGCCUCUUUUUGGUGCCUGUGGGUGAGGAGGGAAAUGCUAGCCCCACCCGCCGCCUCCUCUGCUACUUGCUGCACCUCAGGUUCCGAAGCUCCCGUUCAGGCCGCUUAAGCCUGCAUGGAGAUAUCCGUCUGCUUUUUUCUCGCCGGAGCCUGGAACUGGACACAGGGCUCCCCUAUGAACUGCAGGCUGUGACUGAGGCCCCUCACAAUCCACGUUAUUCACCUUUGCCCUGAUUGCCAGCACUCUGAACCCAUGGGUCAACAACCUGCCCAUCCUGCUCCAUCCUGGACAGAGUACAAAUGUGGAGAGAUGGCAAGAGACCUUUCAGGCUUGAAUUAAAGCCCUAGCCAUGCCCAUGCCCAAAUUGAUUAUUUGGGUGUUUAAAGCUUCUGAUCUUUACCAUACCCUGUCCUACUCCGGUUACUCCAUGUGCCUGUCCCUUCCCUUGGGUUUCCCAGGCCAGCUUAGGUAGGAGGAACCGGAGCUACCCUGAGGUUGUCCCAAGUUCCCAGGCAAGUCAUGCCAGCAUUGCCUCCCUGUCCUGGGCAGGGGACACUUAUUAUUUUAUUUAUUUUUAAUUUAUAAUUUAUUCAAAUUGGAUUGCCUUGGUAACCUCCCAGACAUGAUAAUUGGCAUUGCCCCUCCUCCUUUUCCAUUCUCAGAUAUUGCUCCAACCUCAGAAGUUGAAGAGGCAUAUGAGGGGGCAGGAGGAGAACUUCUCUAUUGCUGAGUACAGAGGGAUUAUUCCAGAAGGACUGAGUCACUAGCCAAAGACUCAGAUUCCCCAGUCCUCCCCCAGUUCCUUCACCUUCCUUACCUUCUGACCCAUCUCUGAAAGCCAAUUUAUGUGUAUGUGUGUGCACACAGCUUGUUUUUGUGUGAUAUGUAUGUGUGAAAGAGAGUGUGCAUGCAUGCACACACACAGGGGUUAACCACCCCUUAUCUAGGGCUCCAGACUCUAGUUGUCCCUUUUGCCUAUGUCUCCUUGCUUUGGGGUCCUGACUGAGGAAGGUGUCUGGGGGCAGAGUCAGGGCCAAGGACUGGGUACCUCCUCUCACCUGGCCAGACUCUGACCCACCUACCUCAGCUGGGGUGAGGAGCACCCCUCAAACUCAGUCAUGUGGUUCCCAACUAUCCCAUUCCCCACUCCAGACUCUGACCCAGCCUCAGCCUUGACUCCUGGGGCUGGGCUGAGGGGAACAAGCAUUUGCUGAAACUUGAAAAAAACAAAACAAAAAAACAGGAAAAUUGUACCUGGUACUUUUUCUAAGAAAAAAAAAUUUUAAAAGAAUGAAAGAAUAAAUUCUUGUUUGGAAACUUGAA
Nycticebus coucang (slow loris) is the source of this 3134-nucleotide messenger RNA. It is a transcript of the gene ATOSB, whose product is annotated as atos homolog B. The transcript has 9 exons. The record is from RefSeq and is a predicted model, not a curated record. Bases 1019 to 2044 code for a protein of 341 amino acids. Lineage: Eukaryota; Metazoa; Chordata; Mammalia; Primates; Lorisidae.